CUUCCGAUUUGGCUUCUAGCCGGAUGUUUAUUGUGGUUGCUGGGGUGAAUGUUAACGGCAGCAGUCGCGGAAGUUUAGGAGGUUGGAGAAAACCAAACAAACAUUUUGAUAUGGCAUCGGGUUUCAGGAAACAGGCAGCCCCGAUGACGCAGCGUAAGAAAGGGGGCUCCAAGCCGGACAUCACUGAGGAACAGAAGCAGGAGAUCAGAGAGGCCUUCGACCUGUUCGACACCGACGGCUCUGGCACCAUCGACGUGAAGGAACUCAAGGUUGCGAUGCGUGCGUUGGGCUUUGAGCCAAAGAAGGAGGAGAUUAAGAAGAUGAUCGCGGACAUCGACAAGGAGGGCUCCGGCACCAUCGACUUCAAUGACUUCCUCUGCAUGAUGACCAAGAAAAUGAGUGAAAAAGAUUCCAAAGAGGAAAUUCUGAAGGCGUUCAGACUGUUCGACGACGACGGAACUGGAAAGAUUUCUUUCAAAAACCUCAAGAGGGUUGCCAAGGAGCUGGGAGAGAAUUUAACGGAUGAGGAAUUACAGGAAAUGAUUGACGAGGCUGAUCGAGAUGGCGACGGGGAGAUCAACGAGCAGGAGUUUCUCAGGAUCAUGAAGAAGACCAGUCUCUACUGAAGCUUUCUUUGUCUCUUUACUGUCCUUUUCCCUCCUUUUCUAGCUUUACUCUUAUUUAUUUUUGUACUGUAACUAACUGACACUACUUUCGGAUGCUGGAUUAUUAUCUCUCUUUUCCUACUGAUGGUUGUUUAAACUUUUGUAUUACGUUGUGAAAAUAAAACGGCAAGACUUGUAAUAA
This is a messenger RNA of Engraulis encrasicolus (European anchovy), 807 nucleotides long. RefSeq lists its product as uncharacterized. The transcript is spliced from 5 exons. The record is from RefSeq and is a predicted model, not a curated record. Bases 24 to 626 code for a protein of 200 amino acids. Gene Ontology annotation, molecular function: calcium ion binding. Gene Ontology annotation, cellular component: centriole; centrosome. Lineage: Eukaryota; Metazoa; Chordata; Actinopteri; Clupeiformes; Engraulidae. Gene Ontology annotation, biological process: mitotic cell cycle; centriole replication.